Nasonia vitripennis (jewel wasp) is the source of this 772-nucleotide messenger RNA. It is a transcript of the gene RpL18, whose product is annotated as 60S ribosomal protein L18. The transcript has 4 exons. Gene Ontology annotation, biological process: translation. Gene Ontology annotation, molecular function: RNA binding; structural constituent of ribosome. Lineage: Eukaryota; Metazoa; Arthropoda; Insecta; Hymenoptera; Pteromalidae. The coding region runs from base 134 to 700 and encodes 188 amino acids. The record is from RefSeq and is a predicted model, not a curated record. Gene Ontology annotation, cellular component: ribosome; cytosolic large ribosomal subunit.
GUAGUUUCACGCAUGCGCUUCGGGACCUGGUCCAGCAGCAGCGCUCUCUUGAUUUCCGUUUUCCGGAGCUGCGCGAUCGGGCCGCUAGCCGCUUGCGUGAACGUGGCCGUCGUUUCUUUUCCUACUCGUCAAAAUGGGUAUCGACAUUAACCACAAACACGACCGAAAAGUGCGGCGAACGGAGCCCAAGUCGCAGGAUGUGUACCUACGACUUCUGGUGAAGUUGUACAGAUUCUUGGCAAGGAGGACCAACUCUAAAUUCAACAAAAUCAUCCUUAAGAGGUUGUUUAUGAGCAGAAUCCACCGCCCACCAAUUUCCCUGGCCCGUGUGACCAGGUUCAUGAAGAAGCCAGGCCGUGAAAACUGCAUUGCCGUCAUUGUUGGCACAGUUACUGAUGAUGCCAGAAUCUUUGAGGUUCCCAAACUGACUGUUUGCGCUCUCCGCGUCACCGAGAAGGCGCGUGGCCGCAUCCUGAAAGCCGGCGGAGAGAUCAUUACCUUCGACCAGCUGGCCCUGAAAUCGCCCACUGGCCGCAAGACCGUGCUCAUCCAAGGACCACGCAAGGGCCGUGAAGCCGUCAAACACUUCGGACCAGCUCCGGGUGUACCGCACUCUCACACCAAGCCGCUCGUACGUUCCAAGGGACGUAAGUUCGAGAGGGCACGAGGUCGCAGGCGCAGCUGCGGUUACAAGAAGUAAACCGUUUUUACCAUAAAGAGCGCGUUGUAAGUGAGAGUUGUGGAAAAUAAAAUUCGGUAUUUACAUAAGCUA